Zea mays is the source of this 1130-nucleotide messenger RNA. RefSeq lists its product as uncharacterized. Gene Ontology annotation, biological process: regulation of DNA-templated transcription. NCBI's taxonomy places the organism in Eukaryota, Viridiplantae, Streptophyta, Magnoliopsida, Poales, Poaceae. Gene Ontology annotation, molecular function: DNA-binding transcription factor activity; DNA binding. The record is from RefSeq and is marked predicted.
GAUACCGAUAGCUAGUACGUGAUAGCUCCUUCAGUAACCACCGAACCAUCCACGAGCCACCGCCGCUGGCCUCGCGCAACAUGCUGCCGCCUCACGUCGAGAUGCCGACCACCAGGGCGGCGGGCAUCAAGCUGUUCGGCAAGGUCAUCACCACGCAUUAUCAGCAGCAGCAGCAGCCGCCGCAGCCCGUGCGCCACGCGGGCGCCGCGCCGGCGUCGUCGGGGCGCGGGAGCGGCGGCGGCCCCGGCCCCGACUUGCUGGAGGAGGUGGCGCGGGCGCGCGCGGCGGCGGCCGAGGCGCGGCUGCCGUGCCCGCGCUGCUUGAGCCGGGACACCAAGUUCUGCUACUUCAACAACUACAACGUGAACCAGCCGCGCCACUUCUGCCGGGCCUGCCACCGCUACUGGACGGCCGGCGGCGCCAUCCGCAACGUGCCGGUCGGCUCCGGCCGCCGCAAGAACCGCCCGGUGCUGCUCCCGCCGCCGCCGCCGCCGCCGCACGCUGCCACCGCCACUACUACCGGCAGUAGUGCUACUAUCAGCGCCGACGAUAGUAACGACCGCCGCCGCUCGGCCUCGGGGUCUCCUCCUCCGGUGUUUACCUCUGCGUUCACCGCGCCCUACUACCUCGGCUCGCCCGCCCAGUUCGCCACGUCGUCGCCGGCUUACGCCGCUGGCGCUGCCGGCCCGCCGGGGACGGCGGGGCAGUGCUUGUGGCUGGUGGCGGCGACCACGACCACGGAUCGUUCUGCUGCAACGGAGACCGCGCUUUUCUGAUAUGACGUGAAUGAAAAAAAAUAAGAAAAUGAAAUGAUGUGAUUUCGCUUGGUUGCUUGCUCCUCGCGCUCCGAGCAUUUUCACGGAUCCGGCCAGCCGGCGGUUUGGGUUUGACCUGCUGGUAACAAUUUCGAGUGUGCAUGUUCGGGCUUUUUAUUUAUUUUUAGGUGUAGUUGUGUAAUCGUCCAGGUGUCUGUUUCUAACCUUUUUCUUUUGACUUAGCAUCGAACUUUUGUAAGCAUCAAACUUUUGCAACCUUUUCUUUUGACUUGGCAGCAAACUUUUUGUGAAGGUUGUGUAAGUCCUUUUGGGGAGCUUUUGUAAGCUUGGGAUGUAAUUUAACUUGACUAGAAA